Molecule: messenger RNA, 624 nt
Organism: Didymodactylos carnosus
Lineage: Eukaryota; Metazoa; Rotifera; Eurotatoria; Philodinida; Philodinidae
Source: the annotation of a GenBank genome assembly
AUGUCGACAGACGAACCAAUGUCUAAUGAAUUGGAUUCUAUUCAAACAAAGAUAAAUGAAAAAACAAAUGAAUCGUUGGAAAGUACGCGUCGAAUGCUUGGUAUGGUUGAUGAAACCAAAGAUGUUGGUAUUCGAACACUCGUUAUGUUGGGUGAACAAGGUGAAAAAUUAGAUAAUAUCGAACAAAAUAUGGAUAGAAUCGAUUCCAAUAUGGAUGAAGCUGAAAGACAGCUCACAAAUUUACAAAAAUGUUGUGGCUUAUGUGUACUACCAUGGAAUAAAAAAUUUAGUCGACGAGCAACUUCAAUGAAUUCAAAUGAAAAUAAAGUAAAAACAACUGAACCAAAAGCUGCUAUGUAUGAGGACACAAUGCGUGGUAAUGGAAUGCCGUCGAAUGGUUAUAUUCCAAAAGUAACAAAUGACGCAAGAGAAGAUGAAAUGGAAGAAAAUUUACAACUUGUUCAUUCAUAUGUUGGUGGUUUAAAAAAUAUGGCAAUAGAUAUGGGUAACGUCCUCGAAGGUCAAAACAAACAAAUUGAUAAUAUAACUAAAACAGCUGUGAAACACACUGAACGAAUAACAGUAGCCGAUAAAGUUGCUCAAAAAAUUAUUCGUAAUGCCUAA